GGGGGCCAGAAGGCAGCCUAAAGAGCGAGAACAACGAUGAAGUGGAACAUCUUGGCCCUGUUCACGGUGCUGCUGACAGUUGUGACGUGUGAGAUCGACUACUACGGCGUGCUGGGGGUGUCUAAGCAGGCGUCUGAGAAGGAGAUCAAGUCUGCGUACCGCAACCUGUCGAAGAAGUACCACCCGGAUAAGAACCCUGGGAACGAGGAGGCUCACCAGAAGUUCAUUGAGAUCGGAGAGGCGUACGAGGUGCUGAGCGACGACGAGAAGCGUGGCGUGUAUGAUCGGUACGGUGCGGAUGGGCUGAAGAACGGCGGACAAGGUGGCCGUGGUGGUGGUGGUGGUGGAGGGUUUGACCCUUUUGGUGACUUCUUUGGCUUUGGAAGACACCAGCAGCAGCAGCAGCGUAAUCAGAAGCCACGAGGCUCAGAUACCGAAGUGGCAGUGGAUGUCUCGCUGAAGGACUUCUAUCUCGGUGAGACCUUCCAGUUCACCGUGGAGAUGCAAAACCUCUGUGGGACCUGUUCUGGAACAGGCUCGAAGGACAACAAGACCCAUACGUGUAGCACGUGUAACGGGAGUGGAGUCAGGAUCGUCAAGAGACAGCUGGCGCCAGGGAUGUUCCAGCAGAUCCAGACCACCUGUGAUCAAUGUCACGGAAAGGGCAAGACAAUCCAGCAUAAGUGUUCCACCUGUAACGGACAAGGUGUUGUGCGUGGUAAAAGACAGUAUGACAUCUUCGUGGAGCCAGGCACCAGUAGAGACCACGUCCAUGUGCUAUCAGGCGAAAGCAACCAUUCUCCAGACCAUGUGAGUGGUGAUUUGAAGAUUUUGGUGAGAGAAAGUGGGAAGGAGUCCUACGGCUACAGAAGACGUGGUGACAACUUAUACAGAACCGAGGCCUUGACGCUUAAGGAGGCAGUGGCUGGUGGCUGGAGACGUGAAUUGAUGUUCUUUGAUGACGAAAACAUCACCCUAUCAAGACCUUCGGGCAAGAGCGUUAUGAGUGGAGAGAUCGAGGUUAUAAAGGGCAAGGGGAUGCCACGGCCAGAUCACCACGCCGAAGAGUUUGGUGAUUUGGUCAUUGAUUACGUUGUUGUGAUGCCAGGAGGUGUGAGCAACAAGGCGAAGUAUCUGAGGGAUGAGCUUUGAGGUGAUUGGAGCGCUGUGGCUGGUGGAUGGGCUUUAGAGAUGGUUGGUGGGCUGUGGAACUAAUCAAUGGACUUUAUAGAUGGUUUAUGGGCUCUAAAAUCAGUUGAUGAGCUAUAAAAUCAGUUGAUGAGCUCUAAAAUGAGUUGAUGGG
Williopsis jadinii is the source of this 1303-nucleotide messenger RNA. RefSeq names its product Scj1p (gene SCJ1). Gene Ontology annotation, biological process: response to heat; protein refolding. Gene Ontology annotation, molecular function: Hsp70 protein binding; ATP binding. Lineage: Eukaryota; Fungi; Ascomycota; Saccharomycetes; Phaffomycetales; Wickerhamomycetaceae. The transcript has a single exon. The record is from RefSeq and is a predicted model, not a curated record. Gene Ontology annotation, cellular component: cytoplasm. The coding region runs from base 37 to 1152 and encodes 371 amino acids.